UAUGUUUAACGAUGAUAGGGAAGCUUGGCGAACCAUUCCGUUUCGCGGUGUCAUUUUCCAUGGGACAAUGCAACGAGCGAGCUUUCAUAGACAAAGCUGAGGUUCAGCAGCCGUCAAAGUGAAAAAAGGCAAAUAUGCAACGCAAUCAUUUUUGCCAAUUUUUCAUUUCCCUGGACUUCCCUUUCAUUUCCCAUUACCUUGUUAUUUGUUUUUCUUUGCAGUCUUGCUGCGCAAUUGUCUGGAAGUCAUCAGCGAAGAAACGUAAUCGGAAGAUGAUGACAAAAAACCCCUCAUGCAGAGCAUUUCCUCUUGCAGAACGUGCAAUCAAUCCUGCUGCGCCGCGUAUUCAACAUAUUGCAGUAACAUUGGUCAGGGCCAAGACGUCAGGGUUGACCGGCGAUAAGCUUAGUUGAGGUUGGGCAUGCUUGGCGUCGUCAUGAAGUGGAAUAAAAAUGGGGAUUUAUGGCCAUC
Molecule: messenger RNA, 471 nt
Organism: Umbelopsis ramanniana AG
Lineage: Eukaryota; Fungi; Mucoromycota; Umbelopsidomycetes; Umbelopsidales; Umbelopsidaceae
Exons: 1
Coding region: 135-413 (92 amino acids)
Source: RefSeq, a predicted model, not a curated record